AUGAAGACAGAAUCUUCAACAGUUACUGUCUAUGAUAUUACACCUGUCAAAUUCGAUGAACUUUACUCAAAAUAUAACAAAACUCUUUCAUGUCCAUGCUCAACAAUCAGCAUGCCUCAUAAAACUUUUGUUUCCAAUAUAAUCAAAUUUCAUCCUGUUUGUAAGAGUAUUUUCGUGAAUCAAUCAUGGAUUGAAGCAUUAUAUUUAUUAAAUGCAAGUGAAUAUGGAGUAUGGGAUUUUCGAACAACAGCUAGUUCUCAGUUUGCACUUUUGUCUGAUUUUUGUUCAAUCACUGAAGACAUGAUUUCUGAGAUUGAAAAUGAUGUUGGAAACAAUGAUUUUAUUACCACUUAUCUUCUUACUGACACACAAGUUCAAUUCGAAGUGAAUAGUGCCAUUGAAUCUUCAAAAAACAGUGCAUCUACUCGAAUAAUUAUGUUCUUGAACUAUUUAAGAACAACUGUACGAGGAAACUUUUUAGUAUCAGCUCUUAAUACAAAUUUAAUAAUUGAAAUAUACACCGAUGAUAGUGAUGGGUUGGGUGCAGUUGCAUUGUCAAUAACAUAUUAUUCUACAAGUGGAUACGCUUUGUCCUGCAAGCAAGACAAUCCAACUAGUGCAGCUACUCUCAAUCCACUAUUAAAUGAUUAUAUGACUAGUGAACGUCUACGGAUAUUUGAAUCUAUGCCAAAUUCUACAAUCGUCAGUGGUUUCUUUGCAGCAUGUACUCCUCUCGAAGCUCUUAUUCAAAGUACACUUGAUUGCUUAUAUGAAAUAGAGUGUCUGCAAUUAUUAUCCGAUUAUUUUCCAGCUCUUAAUCAUGUACGUAUAACACUCUUUUAA
Molecule: messenger RNA, 843 nt
Organism: Adineta steineri
Lineage: Eukaryota; Metazoa; Rotifera; Eurotatoria; Adinetida; Adinetidae
Source: the annotation of a GenBank genome assembly